UCAAGGUCGGGAAAUUAGAUCCCUAGAUUCGAAGAUGGAAAUCGAUGAAGAUAGGAGCGAUUUCGAGAAAGAUGAAGAGGAAGACGACGACUCAGUUUCCGAUCUCUUGAGAGAUCGCUUUCGUCUCUCCGCCAUCUCCAUCGCCGAAUACGAAGGUCCCACAACUAAGAGAAACAGUAUGGAGAUUUCUCAACCGAUUGUAGCUUGCAUCACCGAUUUGACCUUCGAAUACAUCGGUCUCCUGGCAAAGGACCUUGAUCUAUUUGCACCCCAUGCUGGUCGUAAAUCCGUUAAAAUCUGUUCUCUUCCAUUUUCUGCUCAUAGAAACGAACAUUUAGCUGCGUCGUUGAGGUCCUUCCGCGAUGAGCUUAAAGGAAAGGAACCCCAAUGUGAAAGGAAGAGGAAGAAAGUACUCAGAAAAGACGAUAAGGCUAUCGAAGGUAUUGUGCAUAUCCCUGAUCUCUGA
This is a messenger RNA of Hibiscus syriacus, 466 nucleotides long. Its product is annotated as protein MHF1 homolog. Gene Ontology annotation, molecular function: chromatin binding; protein heterodimerization activity. Lineage: Eukaryota; Viridiplantae; Streptophyta; Magnoliopsida; Malvales; Malvaceae. The coding region runs from base 35 to 466 and encodes 143 amino acids. Gene Ontology annotation, cellular component: Fanconi anaemia nuclear complex; FANCM-MHF complex. The transcript has 4 exons. Gene Ontology annotation, biological process: replication fork processing; resolution of meiotic recombination intermediates. The record is from RefSeq and is a predicted model, not a curated record.